This is a messenger RNA of Cajanus cajan (pigeon pea), 1647 nucleotides long. RefSeq names its product SAC3/GANP/Nin1/mts3/eIF-3 p25 family (gene SAC3C). Gene Ontology annotation, biological process: mRNA export from nucleus. Gene Ontology annotation, cellular component: transcription export complex 2; cytoplasm; nucleus. The record is from RefSeq and is a predicted model, not a curated record. Lineage: Eukaryota; Viridiplantae; Streptophyta; Magnoliopsida; Fabales; Fabaceae.
AAGAAAAGAAAAAAUAUUAGAAAGUGAAAAAGAAAAUAAUGAAAACGAGAGUGGAAGCGGUGAAGAGGGAAGAGUGAUGAUGCAUCGUGGGAAUCGAAACCGUGGCUCCUCUUUCUGGCAAUCACGACGUCGUGGCGGUCAGAGAUUUGCUUCGAAUGAAUCGAAUGUUUCAAGUGUGGGUGAAAGGGUCAGCCCUUCUUCUCGCAGUGGCAGCACUGCUUCUACCUCUGAUGUCAGUAACACGGCAGAGGAUGCACAACUUUCUUCCAAUUUUGUUGGAACAUGUCCUUACAUGUGCCCAGAAAGAGAGAGGAUCCAACGCGAAAAACUGCGAGAUUUAGCAGUUUUUGAGAGGCUAAAUGGAAAUCCUGGAAAAUCAUCCCCGGCUCUUGCUGUCAAGAAGUUUUGCAGAACUAUAUCCACUAAAUAUGUUCAAGCAUCUGAUAUGCGGCCUAUUAUUGUUUUGGAAGAUACUUUAAAUUAUCUUUUGAGCUUGCUGGAAUCUAAAGAGCAUUCAUUUGAAGUAGUUCAUGACUUUGUCUUCGAUAGGACAAGGUCCAUACGCCAAGAUCUUACUAUGCAAAAUAUUGUAAACAAAAAAGCAAUUUAUAUGUAUGAGGCAAUGGUCAAAUUCCAUGUUGUAUCACAUUACAAGCUUUGGUGUUCUGUGCCUGAUCCAAACACUGCGUCAAUGCAUCAUCUCAACUUGGAACAGCUCACCAAGACAUUGACAUCUUUGCUCAAUUUGUAUGAAGUAAAUCGAAAUUCAAAUGAUAUGCUAGAAAAUGAAGCAGAGUUCCAUUCAUUAUAUGUGCUGCUUCAUCUUGGUUCUUCCAGCCAACCGAUGGGGGAACCACUUUCUUUGUGGUUUAGACGUUUAUCAACUCCAGUAUUGAAGUCAAAAGAAAUGUGUUUUGCUAGGAGAAUUUUACGAUCUUUCCGACUUGGUAAUUAUAAGGAUUUCUUCUGUACUGCAGCAGCCCAGACAUCAUAUCUUCAGUUCUGCAUUAUGAUGCCCUAUAUCAAUGAAGUUCGUGCGAUGGCUUUAUCUUGCAUAAAUUUUGGUGGAUACAAACUUCAUCCAUAUCCGCUGUUGGACCUUUCAAAACACCUCAUGAUAAAGGAACCGGAUUUGGAAUCAUUGUGCAAUUAUUGCGGUCUCGAGACUUGUUCUGAUGAAUCUGGAAAUAAGCUACUUCCCACAAAGCAAACUACAUUCAGUCAUCCCAAAGAUAGGUUUCAGAGCUAUAGUUUCUUGGGCUUGCAAGAAUAUGAAAGGUAGUUUUAGAGUUUGGAGAUCUUGUAUGUAUGCAUGUUGGGAGAUUGGAACAAGCGUGAUCCUGGAUGGCCACACCUAUUUUCAUCACUUUCGCUAGUUAUGGAGAUCAUACUUGGAGAUACAAUGUGUGACUAUGAUCAUUCACUGGUUUCUCUUUGUGGUGCUUUUGGAAAACAUGGGAACAUAUUUUACUAUACACAACUAUUUUUGCACGUUUGUGCUGCUGAAUGUAACAUUUUAUAUAUUUAGCACGUGACAGAUGUAAAACACUUUAAGCUAUUUGUACACAACUGUAACAUUAUUAUGUUAAGGCUUCUCUUGUAGUAACAAACUCAAUUGGGUAGCAAUAGCAUUGCAUGGUUUACUGA